AUGACAUUCCAUCCCGACUCCCUCCCAGACCUUACAGGCAAGGUAUUCAUCGUGACGGGCGCAACCUCCGGCAUAGGAUACCACACGGUCGCACGCCUCGCGCAACAUGGCGCCCACGUGUAUAUGUGCGCACGCACCCUGGCCAAAGGGACCGCCGCGAGCGGUCGCAUCAAGUCGACCUAUCCUGACGCCCACCUGUCGGUGCUGGAAAUGGACCACACGUCGCUCUCGACCGUCGUCGCCGCCACGAAGCACUUUCUCUCCCAGGAGACGACGCUCCACGGACUGAUCAACAACGCCGGCAUAAUGGCGACGCCGUUCGAAACGACGCAGGACGGGUACGAGAUCCAAUGGCAGACCAACUAUCUCGCGCACUGGGUCUUCACGCGCCACCUCACCCCGCUGCUGCUCGAGACCGCCCAGACACUUCCGCUGGGAAGCGUGAGGGUCGUGAAUUUGUCCUCGUCGGGCCACUAUUCCGCGCCGAAACGCGGGAUUGACUUUGCAGACACGUCUCUGAGGGAUGCCAGCCCCAUAACCCGGUACGGACAGUCCAAGCUCGCGAACAUCCUCCACGUCAAGACACUGGAUAAGGUGUAUGGCCCGGACGGGUCUGCCGCUGGAGACGCACAGAUCUGGACAGCGGCCGUUCACCCCGGAUUGGUGGAUACCAGUAUUGCCGACCACGCUUCGCUGCCCCUACUAUUCAAGUGGGUGAUCGCGCCAUAUAAAGCCAUGGGAGGCUUUCUUGAUGGGGACAAGGGGUCGUGGACGAGCGUCUUCUGCGCGGCGAGCCCGCUGAUGAAGAAGGAACAUAGCGGUGCUUACUUCCAGAGGGUCGCGGACCCGAAGGGCUGGCAGAGCGCCAUGGCGAAGAACGCUGAGCUUGCUGCGAGAUUGGAAGAGUGGACGGAGCGAGAGAUGAAGAAGGGGGGUUGGGUUGAUUAG
This is a messenger RNA of Cladophialophora yegresii CBS 114405, 948 nucleotides long. RefSeq lists its product as uncharacterized. The record is from RefSeq and is a predicted model, not a curated record. The transcript has a single exon. NCBI's taxonomy places the organism in Eukaryota, Fungi, Ascomycota, Eurotiomycetes, Chaetothyriales, Herpotrichiellaceae. Bases 1 to 948 code for a protein of 315 amino acids.